Molecule: messenger RNA, 2219 nt
Organism: Ricinus communis (castor bean)
Lineage: Eukaryota; Viridiplantae; Streptophyta; Magnoliopsida; Malpighiales; Euphorbiaceae
Product: protein FIZZY-RELATED 2
Exons: 10
Coding region: 103-1791 (562 amino acids)
Biological process (GO): anaphase-promoting complex-dependent catabolic process; positive regulation of anaphase-promoting complex-dependent catabolic process; positive regulation of ubiquitin protein ligase activity
Cellular component (GO): anaphase-promoting complex
Molecular function (GO): ubiquitin ligase activator activity; anaphase-promoting complex binding; protein binding
Source: RefSeq, a predicted model, not a curated record
UCGCGCAAAAAUAAAACAAGAACAACUGUCUUUGUCUGUUACUACUCUAUUAUUUCCCGGGAAAAAGAGGGAAAAUAAAAAUAAAAAUAACAGUCCGAUCUGAUGCCAAAAAGACGAUCUCACGCAUCUCAACUCUAUACCCACAAACACCUCACCCUAAUCCCACUCAUCUUCUUCAAUCUAACCUUUCUCCCUCUAGGGUUUGUUUCUCUCUCCACAGUACCUUCAAUGGAAGAUUCCAAGAUUGCAACACCAUCUUCUUCUUCUUCUUCUUCUCAGCUGAAUGUUCCUAAGACAAUGCCACGUCCUUUAUUAAAUCUUGAAACCUUAACAUCAUCAGAUCAUGUGACCCGUAUGAUCAAUUCGCAUCACUAUAUUUCACCUUCAAGAAUGAUUUAUUCUGACAGGUUCAUUCCUAGUAGAUCGAGUUCCAAUUUUGCCCUCUUUAACAUCUCUUUUUCUUCUUCUUCUUCUUCUUCUUCUUCUCCUUCUCCUCCUCCACCGUCGUCUGCAGCGGGCAAUUCUCCAGCGGCGGCAGACUGUGGUGGUGGUGGAAAGGAGGAUAGUUCCAGUGCUUAUGCUGCUCUUCUUAGAAUUGCUCUUUUUGGGCCUAAUACGCCAGAUAAAAGAAACUCGCCAUCGCCUGGACGGAAUAUUUUUCGGUUUAAAUCAGAGACUAGACAGUCAAUGCAUUCACUUUCGCCUUUUGGGUUUGAUGAAGAAAGACCCGGUGUUAGUCAUAGCCCUGUUAAGACUCCAAGAAAGGUCCCAAGAUCACCUUAUAAGGUAUUGGAUGCACCUGCAUUGCAAGAUGAUUUUUAUUUGAAUUUGGUGGAUUGGUCUUCUCACAAUGUACUAGCAGUGGGUUUGGGGAAUUGUGUUUAUUUAUGGAAUGCUUGUAGUAGCAAGGUGACAAAAUUGUGUGAUUUGGGGAUUGAUGAUAGUGUAUGUUCAGUUGGUUGGGCACAGCGCGGGACACAUCUAGCUGUUGGAACUAGCAAUGGCAAAGUCCAGAUUUGGGAUGCCUCUCGCUGUAAAAGAGUAAGAACCAUGGAGGGCCAUCGGUUACGUAUUGGGGCCCUGGCUUGGAGUUCAUCUCUGUUGUCUUCUGGUAGCCGGGAUAAGAGUAUUCUUCAACGAGAUAUACGAGCUCAGGAAGACUUUGUUAGCAAACUCUCCGGUCACAAGUCAGAGGUUUGUGGGUUGAAGUGGUCUUAUGAUAAUCGUGAGCUGGCAUCUGGCGGGAAUGAUAAUAGACUCUUUGUUUGGAAUCAACAUUCAACUGAACCUGUUUAUCAUUCUAUGCAGCUCUUUGUUUGGAAUCAACAUUCAACUCAACCUGUACUAAAAUAUUGUGAGCAUACAGCGGCAGUAAAAGCAAUUGCUUGGUCACCCCAUCUUCAUGGACUUCUAGCAUCUGGUGGCGGUACUGCUGACCGGUGUAUAAGGUUUUGGAAUACAACUACUAACUCACAUCUAAGCUGUAUGGACACUGGAAGUCAGGUAUGCAAUCUUGUGUGGUCUAAGAAUGUAAAUGAACUUGUCAGCACUCAUGGAUAUUCUCAAAACCAAAUAAUAGUAUGGAGAUAUCCUACGAUGUCUAAGUUGGCAACUCUGACAGGGCAUACAUACAGAGUUCUUUAUCUUGCAAUAUCUCCAGAUGGACAGACCAUUGUCACGGGAGCAGGAGAUGAAACUUUACGGUUUUGGAAUGUCUUUCCUUCCCCUAAAUCUCAGAACACCGACAGCGAGAUUGGAGCAUCUUCUCUGGGAAGAACUACAAUCCGGUAAUCAUUAGAGGAUUUUCCAUCUAGAGUAUCCUGGCCCUUUCAGCAUGGGAAGAAAAGAUGAUAAUGUCCAGAUUUUGGACAUAAUUAUGGAAAAUGAAGCUUAUCAGAUUGGUUUUCAAAAAGUAACCGGCGAUCAGCUGGGAAAAUAGCAGGAAUCUGAAAGAUUAAUCAAGUGCGAGUGCAUGUGAUGGAACUUCCAAUAGUCGAUGCCAAAAUUUAUUUUGUUUGCAUCCCUUUUUUUAUUUAUAAAAAAUGUAUAGUGGUGGGAGGUGUUUCAUUUAUAUUAUUAAAUGCUCCUUGCAUUGUAUAUCUGCAGAGGACGUUAAAAAAAAGAGAUGUAUUGCACAAUUUUGGUAUACCACACAAAACUUCUGUAAAUAAAUUAUUGUUUCCACAUUGAUUAAUCCAGGAGUAAAAUUUUUUGUACCA